Molecule: messenger RNA, 1184 nt
Organism: Myxozyma melibiosi
Lineage: Eukaryota; Fungi; Ascomycota; Lipomycetes; Lipomycetales; Lipomycetaceae
Exons: 1
Coding region: 371-940 (189 amino acids)
Molecular function (GO): nucleic acid binding; zinc ion binding
Source: RefSeq, a predicted model, not a curated record
AUUUUGAAAUAUAUUCGGUUUAUAGACGAUUACUGGUAGGCCGCAACGAGAGAUACCUUACAUUUGGUAGCGGUGCUAUAUUGAUCCUCGAUCCGAAAAAUAGCAAUACCUCGAACCCUGUGACUUUGUUUGACCACGAUGUCGAAAUCAUUCACGUCCAACAAUCUUGACUUUCCGGCCUCUUGGUUUCAACCACCCCCGAAAUUCAAAUGGGGAACCGAGAACGUAUAUGACGAAUAUCCCAAUUGGAAAAUUUAACUGCUGAAUUGCCUCGAGUACGUUCCAAAGGAACUUACUCGAGGGUGAUGCGUUGACCGCGGUCCGGCCCUACCUUGAUUCGAUCAAAUCGGUGGACGAACUUUUUGAGCGCAUGGACCGGCUGUUUCUUCCGAUGGACUACGAGAUAAGAAUCUAUCGCGAAUGGAGACAGUUGCGCCAGACCAAGGAUCUGGACACCUACAUCCAGGAGUACACACGUCUCGCGGGACGUUUUCGGGAGAUGUCAAAGGAGUUUCCGUAUGGGAUGCCGGAAUUCCUCCUGGUAGAUCAAUCUAUCCAAGGCUUGAGCCCGGAGAUCUACACUCAUGUUAACAUGUCGAAUUCCCGCACUCUCAACGAGGCGACACGAAAGGCUAGAGAUGUGGAUUAUGCGUUGUUCACCAUGCCAUCCUACUACCGGGAGACGAUGACUUUCGAUAAGCCGCCUACCCGCGGUCACAGCGGAAAUAAUCCGAGUCCGCGCACCCAGACUACUGAAGCAGGAAGGAGGGAGCGCGUGGGCUCGAACGCGGAAGGAACACACGGCUCAUCCGAGAGAGAGGAAUGUCUUGCGUUGGACCGUUGUUUCAAUUGUGGUGACCACGGACACAUACAAAGGGAGUGCACGUCUCCACCCAGCCGGGGAAACAACACAAGUCAGCGGGUGCGGGGCGCCAACUGAUGAUGUCGAAGUGAGAUGGGCAGACUGAACGCAUGAAUAACACGCUCGAACGACUCCUACGCCAUUUCCUCAACACGACUGGGAUAAUCUACUCCCGUCGAGUUUGCAUACAACAACGCGAUACAUGUCAGCAUUGACACCACCACGUUCCCGAUUGAUCAAGGUUAUCAUCCCCUACUACUGGGACAACUGAGAGGAAACUUAUUCAGCUAUGUCUACGCUAUCGGAAGAUGAAUCAUGGGAC